Molecule: messenger RNA, 1359 nt
Organism: Spodoptera frugiperda (fall armyworm)
Lineage: Eukaryota; Metazoa; Arthropoda; Insecta; Lepidoptera; Noctuidae
Product: elongation of very long chain fatty acids protein F
Exons: 5
Coding region: 115-999 (294 amino acids)
Biological process (GO): sphingolipid biosynthetic process; very long-chain fatty acid biosynthetic process; fatty acid elongation, saturated fatty acid
Cellular component (GO): endoplasmic reticulum membrane
Molecular function (GO): fatty acid elongase activity
Source: RefSeq, a predicted model, not a curated record
CGAUUACGGCAACCGCGCUCAAACAUAUAAUAAAAAACGGAUGCCGCAAAAUGAGACGCCAUUGUUGAUAAGACAAGAAGACAAGACACAAGAGAACAGUGUAGUACUGCAAAUAUGGAGAAAAUACACGCCGAAACCUUUUGGGAUUUUAAAGGAGAAGAAUACAGCGAUAAUAAGUUCCUAAUGGCCACCCCGUACCCGGUAGCUGCAAUACUAGCGGUGUACCUCUGGUUUGUCUUGAAAUUCGGUCCGCAAUACAUGAAGGAUAGGCAGCCAUACAACUUGAAAGCUUGGCUAUUGUUCUACAAUGCAGCUCAAGUCGUUAUUUCUGUGAUUCUCGUCGUUUUGGGUAGCCGGUACAUAUGGCGAUAUGGUUUAUGGCAUACAACUUGCUACUGUGAACGGGAUGGCCUGAGAGAACAGCUUCUCGAUGGCAGUCACUAUUACUUCUUAACGAAAGUGUUAGAACUAACAGACACAAUAUGCUUCGUUCUUCGCAAACGACAGAGGCAGGUGACCUUCCUCCACGUCUACCACCAUUCCAUAAUGGUGAUGGCUACCUGGGCCAUCGUCAAGUACUCCAGAACCGAUAACACGGUGUUUUUAGGAGUGAUCAACUCUCUAGUCCAUGUGGUCAUGUAUGCCUACUACGGUCUUUCGGUCUUCCCGGAGCUCCACAGGUUCUUAUGGUGGAAAAAGUAUAUCACACAAAUGCAGUUGGUACAGUUUUCCCUCAUGUUCCUCCACAUUGUAGUCGGCCACGCGAUAUCGGAGUGCCGCCCCGCCUACAUCCUCCUAGUCUCCGUUUGCUUCAACACCGUCCUCUUCAUGUACCUCUUUGGAGAUUUUUACGUAAAAUCCUACGUUAAGAAAUACACUAAUAUGAGUAUAGUAAAUGCUGGUAAAAAGAUUGGUUCCAACAUUGGUUCCAACAUCGGCAGUAAGAACGGCAUUAAAUACAUAGUAGACCAACAUAUUUUGGCCAGCAAAAUUCAUUAAUACGUCCAUUCUUUUAUUGUAGGACUUUGAUUUUUUUAAAGGUAAGAUGCAGGCGCCUAUUUUGGCCCACCUUAUUUUAAAAUCUUGCAGAUAAAUAAAGUAGAAAGAAGAACACAUUGGAAUUUGUAAUACAUUUUUAAAACUUUUCUCCAUUAAUUUACGUGAGUAAACCGUAAUUUUUAGUUAAUUUAGUAUGUCUGACGAUAAUUUAUUCUUAUCUAAAGUCUUUUUAAAAUCUUGGCGUUUGGCCCUCUUAGGACCCCAUCGUUGACUCCUUGGCGUCUUUGGCUUUAAAUAUACCUAGUUUUACUCGAAAUGUCAAAAAUUACUUUGACUGAAUACACGUUCUAAAUUAUUUAA